AAAGAAGUUUCUGUUUGUUUGUUGGAUUUAUUCUGUGAGCUAGUCUCCCUGUAUGUCAUAUUGUUGCUUUAAAAAAACACACAAACAAACAACUUUUGGAAGGCAUUCAAAGGACCUGGUGUGAAUCAGCAUCUUGAAUAAAGAUAGGCCUUUGAAUGCUUUUGCUCUAAGGAAUCCAAUGCUUCUUAGGUGAUCAAACAGCUGCACAGGAGAUUGCAGUGAACCCCCACCCCACCCCAAGAAGUUGCUGUGUAUUUGUUUGUAAAGCAUCCUGUGAAGGGCAGAUGGCAAGUUUUGGGACCUAUCACUUUAGAAAACCACAGUCCUUUCAUCCAAAGUUCACCCAGUGCAAUCCUGUGCGCACUUACUCAGAAUUAAAUCCCACUGUGUUCAGUGGGGCUUCCUCCCACGGUAAAUGUGUACAGGAUUGAACCUAUAAUAAAUAGAUUGAACCCCGUAAUAAAUAGUGUGGAACUCUGAACAAGUUUUUUGUUUUUGACUGUUCAGGACACAGAGAAUAGAUGUUAAGAAAGACGUUUGACAAAUUUGGAAUAACACAAAAUAUGAUAAAUAUAUAUUUCUAUGCGUGGAUGAAGCUUCUGGUGCAAUAUUUUGGUUGUUGUGAAUGUUUUUAACUCAGAAUUGUUUGUUGAUUGGAACGAAAUGAAAGUUUGGCCCAAUAUAGCAGUGUGGACAUCUCUUUACCUUCAAGAUGGUUUGUGUAGUAUUUCUAAUUGCAAUGGAAGUCUAGCAAAUAAUGUGUACCUUCUUAUUAUUUUAGCUAUUUCAACUCAGUCUGAAGGAGGUGAUACCUUUUAACAAUGGUUUAAAACUGUUUUUCUGAAGAUCCAGCAUUGAAAUCCUGAUUUAACUCAGCAUAAUAGUACACAUUCACCAUUCCACAUAGUCAAAUAAACAUAAAUGAGAUUCACUUAAAAAAGAGAGAUGAUGUUCACUACAUUCAGUUUGUCUUUACUGUAUAUUCAAGGUCCAACCCUGUGGGUACAAUUCACGAUAUCUAACCUUCCUUUCUUACUGUUGGUGGGAAAUAAUCAUAAAUUUGUCUUUUGCUACAAACUUGCUUGUUUUGACACCUCUUUUUGGUUGCCGAAGUUGUAUACAAUGAUUUUUAAAAGUCUCUGUUUAAUACUUCCUAUCAGGUUCUUAUUUCACUGUACACAAAUAGCAAUAAAUAUUUUGCCUUUGUUAAUACAGUAUGCUAGUUCUGGUAAACUUUCCCUCCCAAAGCAAUGUUUUAACACAAAGGAACAUGAUACUUAAAAAUCUCUGAUGACAAAGCACAGGGGGAAAUACAUAAUUUAUGACCCACUUAUCUCAAAAGCCUGAGCAGAACAACAGACUGAAGCCUAUAUUAAGCAUGAUGUCAUGGUCACAUGGCAGGGAAUGAGCCAUGCAAGUCUUGAGGCCUGUUCUUAAAGUUCUGCUUCUAAGAUCUUAUGCUUCUAUCUUUGAGAGAAUCCAACUGCCAGAUUUUCUUGGUUCUGGCUAACGACAGGUCUGCCCAUGCCAGCUUUGGACCAAAGAUAGAAGAGGGCAUAUGACACUGGAUCUUUCAGUUAGUUGGUAGAAAGAGACUUAAAAGGGGAUUUUUAGAAGCAUAGAAUGGUAGAGUUGGAAGAGACAAGGGCCAUCUAGUCCAACCCCUUGCAAUGCAGGAAUCUCUUGCACAACCCUGAGAUUAAGAGUCUCAUGCUCUACUGACUGCACCUUCAUGAAAUAGCUUCUACCUUCAUGAAAUAGCUGCACCCCCUGCAUUCAUACCCCUCAGAUAUGAGGGAUGGCAGUACUCACCAGUACACAGUACCCACACCUUCCUCCCCAAAUCUUGGCUUCUAAAGUGAGCGUGUGAGGAGGGUGCACCUUUUCUCCUGUUCCCAUAGCAGUGGACCCCUUGGCAUUGCCAGUCUUGGUGGCAGUGCUUCCUCCUUGUCCUCAUCCUGUGGCAGCACAGCGGUGGUGGCUGGGCUGGGCAGCACCAAGAGGACUCUGGCUUCCUCGAAGGCCUUACGGAUGGCGUAGAGGCAGAAUGCCACAUCUUCCGGCAACAGCGAGCCUAGCUCUGGGCACUUGGUGGGCUCUCUCCCUCACUGAGCCCGGCCUGCAGCGUGGCUCACCUGGCAGCAGCCGCAGCCAGUCAGCCGAGAGCGGAACUUCAUGAUGAGUCCUGACACCUUUUUUCCUUUAAAAAGGGCACUGUCCUCAAGUAGAUCAGACAUGUACAAAGCAAAAGGAAUGUGAAUAUUUCCAAGCACUGAAAUGUUAAAACUGAAGCUAUUGAUACAUUUUGGAAGAGCUCCUGAAAGUGCUCUGCAACAGUGAAUGAAAGCACAAUCAUAGUGGAAUAUAAACUAGGUAAAUUGCAUUCAAGGAUGAAUUUUAGAGAAACUGCUGUAUUAGUUUGUGAGCAGGAAAUCAAAAAGUGCUGUGAAAGCUUAAAUGCAUACUGAUUUAUUAUUGGUUUGGGGUUGAGCUUUCAUAGUUAAUGGACCCGUUCAUACAACAGGACAGGCUGUGUAGACACAGACAUUCUCUUCUGAUAAAAAAGCUAGACACAUUUGCAACCUCGGUGUCUUUUUCUUUUAAACUUCUGAUUAGCUGGAAGACAGGAGUGCCUGGCGUGCUAUGGUCCAUGGGGUCACGAAGAGUCAGACACGACUAAACAACAACAAAUUUUAGAACAAGGAUUGGGAACUAAUGGUCUUCUGCAUGUUCCUGGGCUUCAACUCCCGUCAGCCCCAGGCAGCAUGGCCCAGUGGUUGGGGAUUAGGGGAGAGGGGGGAACUUCCCCCUUCUUGUCCUAGAAGAAUCAACUACAUGAAAAAUCAGGAACAUUUAAAAAGCAAUACCCUACAUCAGAUUUAAAGAACGACACACUUCAAAACCUUCUGUCAAGAGAAUAUUAUUUAUUUCUCUCACCUUUCCCCUGGAAUAGAACUCACGCCGCUUUAAAAAUUAAAAUCAACAGCACUGAUAUAACAAGCAACCAAUGAGUAAUUGGACUAAAAGAAGAUGAUGAUGACAAAAGAGAGUUGACUUUACUGGAUCCCAGGGACAGCCUGGUGUGUUGAAGGCUUCUAUGGGACCCAUAACAGCCUGGAUUUCACUGUGCACAUCUGUCAUGCCUCCACUGUGAUGGGCCCAGCAACAAGCAAACUCAUUUUAAGGCCAACGCCUGCCCUAAGGAGACCUGUUUGGUGCCACCAGUACAAUCGUUUUGGCACCAGAGUAAAACUUUCCUACUUUCCUAGGCUUUUUAGAUGGGUUCUAAGUUAGACAUUUUGUUCUUUCCUUUUAUGACUUUAACCUGGUAUUUAUUUUCUUGUUUGUUGUAUUAUAUGUUCUAGAAAGUAGUUUCAGACUUUUAUAUACUGCCCUGGGAUCUUCUCAUAAAAGUUGGUUAAGAAAUGUUUUAAAUAAAAAUAAAGGAAUACAGCUAUUCAGAUUUUAGCUCACGUCUGUCAAGGAAGUGGAUAUAUCUGAACUAAGAUAUGUGUUUCACGACUUGUUUUUGGCUGUUUUAGAAAUAGUUUCCAAAGGCUGUAGGUGAUUUAAAUAACCUCUUGCCCUAUUUCUUUGUUUAUUAUUAUUUUUAUUAUUUUUCCAAAUUAUUACAAAUCAAACCAAAUUACUUUAAUACAAUUUCUUAAAAAUCAGGUUUCCUGCUUUGUUGCAAACAUAUGUCAAUCAUUUCCUCCCAUAGCCGCAUCAUUUCUUAUUUACAGUCGUACCUUGGAUCUACUUCCAAAACAUUUGGAAACCAAAGCAUGGCUUCUGACUGCCUGCAGCCAAUUGGAAGCCAUGGAAGCCCUGUCAGACCUUUGGCUUCCAAAAAUAGUUCACAAACUGGAACACUUACUUCUGGGUUUGCGGCAUUCGGGAGCCAAAACGUUUGAGAACUGAGCUGUUUGAAAACCAAGGUACAACUGUAGUGUCCUGUUGUCAUCCUUCACUAACCAUUAGCCAUUCUUCCAGUUGACUGCUUUUUCCUCCUUACAAACAGCAUCUCUGUUACAUCUUAUAAAUAUAAAAUCCAGUUCAUGUGUGUAGUCCUUCAUAUACAUUUUUGUUCCAGACCUGGUGUGCUGAGAGAGUUCAUUACUAACUUCCAUUGUUCAGUUAUUUGCAAUGUUUAUCUGGAUGAUCACAUUCCAUUCCUUCCGCUGUUUACAAAGUAGCAUACGAGCCUCAGCCAUAAAUAACUAACAGGGAGCACUUCUAGGCCAUUAAAUUCCCCUCUGGAGUUCUUUCUCGACACACAGUUUUCCAAUUCAACAUUGAAUUUGGCUGCAGAUCACCCCCACCCAGCAUUCCUCUGACAACACACCCAUCCAGAAAUGGUCGUAGAUAAAAUCCAUUCAGCCUCAACUGCGGGCGGGGCAUAGCAAAACCUUAGUAAAAUUCCUUAUUGAGCAUAAAUCAAUAGCCUCCCCCCUCUUUUUUGAAGUGUCAAACAUAGUAACAAAGCAGUGGGUACACACGUCUCUUUCAUUGGGCAGGGGAGGACAAGGAAAGGAAAGACCAUUUGAAAAACUCAAGAAAGCACAAAGCGUUUUGUCCUCCCCUUUACUUUCCUGGCUUUUGUAAGGAUUCUCAAGCUUCAGAAAAUACACAAAUACCUUCAGAGAGCCAAGCCCAGUCCUUUCAGCAGCUGAUUACUUGCAGUCCAUUAGCAUAUGUCGGUCCAGGAGCGUGUCUUGAUUAAAGCCAAUUGUCCAAAUUAUGGAGGAACCAUCCACAAAUAAUGCUGGUAACGGAGGCUCGUCCAUGGCAGGGAAACACUCCCAGGUCACUCCUGCUCUGCCUUUCAAGUUGGCAGACAUGGGAUUGCGUGGCACAGCGGGAUGCAGUGAACUCCCCAGAACCCACUGAGGAGCAUUGUCAGGAUUUUUGCCUUAUAAAUCCUCCCUUUCCCCUGCCUGAACUUCCUCGCAGCCUGCAGAGGGCUGCAAAGAACAACUGCCAUUGACUCAUGACAUAGCUGGAAACCCCUCUUGCCCUAUUUCUGUUGGAACAGCCAAGAAUUCAACCAACUCACAAUUAUGAAAACUCACAUGUAUUCUUCAACUUUAUUUAAAAAUGUGGUGUUAUUUAGUUCAAAUGGAAAUUGAGACAAUUGUGUGGUUUUUUAAAAUAAGUUCUUUUCUAAUUUUUUAAUUUAACUAUAAUAAUAAUCAAUUACAAUUGCAUACAUAGUUAAUUUGACUUUCCUCCUCCCCUUCCUUGGUUUCUUAUAAAAAACAUUUAAAAAACUGCGAUUCCCCAGUAAUUCUUUUUAUUUCUCUCUGUAUUCCUUCCAAAGUCACCUUUUAACUGCUUGAUUUUAAAUUAUUCCUGUUAAUGUAUUUAAUUGUUUACAAUAAUUUUUAGAUAAUCCACAUAUCUUCCCCGUACUUUCUUGAUUUCUUAAUCUUCCCAUAGGUUUUGCCAUUUCUGCAUAGUCCAUCAACUUUACCUUGCCAUUCUUCCUUUGUUGGGACAGUGUCCUCUUUCAGUCUCUGUGCAAAGAGCAUCCUAGGAGCUGUGGUUGCAUACAUAAGCAAUUUUGUUGAAUCAGGUUAUUCUUGAUAGGACUGUCCCAUGGAAGGUGGAGCAAACUUGUUCUCUGCUCUGGUGAGUAGGACUCAAAUUAAUGGAUGAACCUUCUGACAGUAAGAGCUAUUUGACACUGGAGCAGACUGUCAUGCGAGGUGAUGGAAUCUCCUUCCUUGGAGGUUUCUAAGCAGAGGCUGGGUGGCCAUCUGUCAUGAAUGCUGUAGCUGAGAUUCCUGCAUUGCAAGGGGUUGGGCUAGAUGACUCUUGGGGUCCCUUCAAACUCUAAAAUUCUAUGAUUCUAAGAAGAAGAAGAAGAAGAAGAAGAAGAAGAAGAAGAAGAAGAAGAAGAAGAAGGGUAGUAGUAGUUUGGAUUUGAUAUUCCACUUUAUCACUACCUGAAGGAGUCUCAAAGUGGCUAACAUUCUCCUCUUCCUUCCUCCCCCACAACAAACACUGUGUGAAGUGAGUGGGGCUGAGAGACUUCAGAGAAGUGUGACUAGCCCAAGGUCACCCAGCAGCUGCAUAUGGAGGAGCAGAGACUCGAACCCGGUUCCCCAGAUUACGAGUGUACUGCUCUUAACCACUACACCACACUGGCUCAAUGUAACAAAUGAGGAGUUAGGUUAAGUAAACAACUAAACAAUUAUAGACACCCUCUGUAUUAAAAGUGACAGUUAAUUAUACAUUACCAGCACUGCCCUGAUAAGCAAAUUGAAAACUCAGAGUAACUGGAAAUCACUGUUGCCAAGAAUAAAUAUUUAUGAAGUUCUGUUGGCUGGAAAGUUGCAGUGCAGACACCUAAAAUAUGUUUGUAGAAAUAGUGUUUUAAAUUUGACCUUUUAUUUUUCCAAGAAAUACCAGACUGAAAAUAUGCCAUGUGAAAACUGUGCAGAAUCGAUCUUAAAAAUAACAGCUGUCUUUUUUUGCUGCCACCUGCAGUGUUGAUGAUUUCAAGGGAAAGUGUGUGUAUAAUAUUUGUACUGUGAUCGAUGAGCAUAUUUUUUGCCAGUUAUUUUUAUUGAUGUUCCAAAUUAUUGCAAAUUGUAACUGAAUGAAUUCAAUUUAAUACAGUUUCCAAAACCAGUUUCCCGCUCUUGUAAUGAUGAGCAGAUUUGAAUUAGGUUGCUAACCAACAUUAUGAGGUCACCCCGUCUUCCAUUUUAACAGCCACUUUUAUUAGUGAAUGUCUAAAAGUAUAGCAAUUUAAUAUGCCCUUGCUUUUUACUGAGUUAUGGUUGGUAAGCAUCUUUGGAUUAAGGAGAGCCCCUUCCCCUCCACAUUAUCUUAAUUGUUUCUGCUUAGGCCUAUGUGAAAGAAGGAGCAGAAUAGCUUGAGACCCAGCCAGAUGGGCGGGGUAUAAAUAAUAAAAUAAUAAAAAUGAGUAAAAGGAGGUUUAUUUUGCUCUGUGAAUCCAGUCUCCAGAGUAGCUAGUGGGUUAAAGGUUUGCUAAUGAUGUUCUGUUUAACUCUUACUUUGACUUCCUCCUUCUUAUUGUGAAAGGUUAGAUAUUGUUCUGUAUUAAGACAAUGGCAUGAAAGAUGGUUCUUUAAAAAUAAAUAAAUGGAAAAAAAGGAUUUUGGACCUUAAAUAUCUAUGACAACUUCUGUUAAAAGCCCAGGGAGAGUGCCUUCUAAAUAUACACAGUUGGCAUGUGCAAUUGUUGACCUGAUUUCGUUUUAAUUACACUUGGCAUGGCAGCCAUGACUGACAGGUAAUUCAUUAUGUAAAAAGCUGUAAUAUGUUUCCUAAUAAGACAUUAACAGCAGGGAGUUGGGAAACCUGAGCUUCCCUGUCCUGUAACCGAGAGAAGGAUAAAAACUGCUUCAAAUGAUCAUCUUGGGCUGUUUUACUCACACACCUAGAAAGUGUUCAACUAAACCCAGCAUUGCUUGCUGGGCUUUGCUAUGCUUCAGCUGGCACAAAGCCAGGGCUCUGUUUAAUGUAUGCAGAGAGUUAGAAAAGAAAGUCAGGCAGAUUUUUCUUCUUGCUAACACCCACCAACACAUAGGCCAAUUUGUGGUCCAUCAGAUAUUGCUGAACUAGGUGAAGGUAAAGGGGCCCCUGACCAUCAGGUCCAGUCGUGUCCGACUCUGGGGUUGCGGCGCUCAUCUCGCUCUAUAGGCCGAAGGAGCCGGCGUUUGUCCGCAGACAGCAUGACAAAGCCGCUUCUGGCGAACCAGAGCAGCGCAUGGAAAUGCCGUUUAACUUCCCGCCAGAGCGGUCCCUAUUUAUCUACUUGCACUUUGAUGUGCUUUCGAACUGCUAGGUGGGCAGGAGCUGGGACCGAGCAAUGGGAGCUCACCCCGUUGCAGGAAUUCGAACCGCCGACCUUCUGAUCAGCAAGCCCUAGACUCUGUGGUUUAACCCAUAGUGCCACAACUCCCAUAAUCCUGGGUCAUCAGCCAUGCUUGAUGGGGCUGAGUUCAACAUCUGGCAGACUAAAGGUUCCCCACCUUUGACAUAAAGCAUUUGCUCAGAACUAAAUUUUUCAUUUUAAUUGCUGAUUCAUAGCUCUCCAGUUCCCAGAUGCAUAUUGCUUCGGUAGGUUUUGCCAUUUCGUCAUAGUCCAUCAAUUUAAUCUACUACUCUUCCCUAAAACUGAAGGGAGAUCCUGGCAAUGAGCCAGAGUGAAAACUCUUCAUUGUUUUGGAAUUUCAAGAUUAGUUAAAUAUACCAUUGCGGCGGUGGGGUACCUACUGUUUUCACUGGUGGUGAAAUUUGGUGACCUGGCUAGAUGUGACUGACUUUCUGUAUCAACCACAAGCUGUUUAAUGGUUUCUUUGGCCUGUUCAUAGCGCAUGCUGAGUAAAAGCUAUGGGGUAAGACCUAGAGUUAACGUUUUGUCUACCACUGCUCAUUUCCAUGUUGUUUGAAAGUCUCCCUUUAUCAUUAGGAAGGCAAGGCCAUGUGGGUAAAAGGAUAGUCUAAGCCAGAAAUUAAGUGUGGCCGUCCACACCCUAGCCUCUGCUCUUACAAGGCCUGUCUCAAGACACAUUUGAGACAUAUUUUGGCACUUGAAAAGCUGAUUUUAGAAACUUAGAUUGCAGUAGUUCCAGUGAUAUGAGAUUAGUGAAGGGGCCUAGCUGGGCACCAUAUAAAAGCUGCAUGAUGGACUUGGCUUCAAACAGUUUAAGGGUUGUGGGUAUAUAAUGUUCUUCUUUGGUCCUACGAUAUUUAAGUAUGGCAGUUGCACUUCUCUUUGUAUUCUCAGCAGCAUAAUCCCCAUGGGCUUUUCUGCUGCCAAUGCUUUCAUAGCUCUUCUAAGCCCUAUGGGUGUUCUUGAAAGAAUUGCUGCAUCAUCUGCAUGCAGCAGGACUGGGAUAUGCUUCCCUGCCAAUUUUGGGAGGUGAUAAUUCAUUUUAUGGAGAAAAGAUACCAUAGCAUUAGUAUAGAAAUUAAAUAAAAGUUGAGCCAGUAUGCACCUUUGUUUGGCACCUUUCUCAGUUCCAAUAGUGUUGGAAAGAUGCCCCUGGGGGUUGCAUUGCACUUUGAGCAUGAUCUCUUCAUGUAGCCUGCAUAUUAUUAAAUAUAGCAAGUGCCUGUCGAGUUUAGAGACCUCCAAUUCCCCCCCAAAGUUUGGCUCUGGGUAUGGAGUCAAAGGCUGCUUUAAAAUAAAUAAAUGCAGCAUAAAGGGAGACUGUGCUACAAAAAGAAGACUUAGGACAGGCAAAAGAAAGUCCUUCAGGCAGUGCUUAAACUGUGAAACUCACAGGAGGCUGGGAUGGCCACCAACUUGGAUGGCUUUAAAAGAGGAUUGGACUAAUUCAUGGGGGAAGAAGGCUAUUGAUAGCUACUAGCCAUGAUGGCUAUACUCUGCCUCUACAAUUAGAGGCAGUAAUUUUUCUGAAUACCCGUUGCUGGAAAUCGCAGGAGAAGAGAGUGCUCUUGUGCUUGGACCAGCUUGUGUGUUCCCCACAGGCAGGGCUUUUUCUUCAGCCGGAACUCAGUUCUGGCACCUCUCAGGUGGGUGCCAUUGCCAUUAUAAGAGAACAAGGGAGGUACCUCUUUUUCUGGCAGUGCCCACCGGCACCUAUGAGAACAGGGUGCUGAACUAGAUGGGGCAUUUUGCCUGAUCCCACAGACUUUUAUGUUCCUAUGGGAAGUCCCCCCCCCCAAGUCUCUGGAGCAGCUGUUGGAGGAUGGAGGUGCACAGGGUGCUGCAGAUGGGAAGAGAGGAGAAGGCAAAGUCCCAUUGUGAGAGCAGUGCUCUGUUCCCAGAGAAGGAUGAAAGAAUUUAGCACAAAAACAGGAUGGCUGAACUUUAGGUGAUAGUCUUAUGAUGUCUGGUGGUCUCACCAUGCUGAGUAGUACCGGUAGUACCCAAUAUUUUGCCUCUGAUAAUGAUUCUUGCUUCUCUGGAUGGAGGGCAGAGAGGGCUGUGUGCCUGUGUAUAGAAACUAGUCUCUUGUGCUAAGGCAGAAUUUACAGUCAGUGCUUUGCCUGCUUUUGCCUCUGGCUCCACCCAUUGCUUGCAAGAUGUCCUCUGGAGAUCGUCCAAAUGGCUUUGAGACUGUAAAGUGUCCUUCACCCCCCCACCCCGCCCACUGCUAUUGGAUUGCAGCAACCUUAAAUGUUUUCUUUCAGGGACAGGAAGGUUGUGGUUUUCCUUUCCCUCCCCCUAUAAUCUACUCAGUCAGAUAAUGAGUGGGUUGGGCUAGGGGAGAAAAGAGAAGCUGGAAACAACGGCUAAUGCGCUGUGCCGAUAAAAAGCUAUCAUGGCUCAACAUUGCUUUAUGUUCCCAUCCUGGAUAAAAUAAUGCUGAUACAACAUUUUGUAAUCAAAACAUCCAAAGGCUGAAUGUUAUUACAUUGCACAACAGAUUCCGUCCCCCACCUGACUUGAAACUCUGCAACAUCAUAGGAGAAGGGAAUGAUCCAGCUUUUCACGGUGAGGCACCCGUGCCCUUUCAAACUGGCAAACUAUCUUAUUUCUCGGUGUAUUUGUCUGUCAUGAGAACCACUCAUUCUCAUUCUGCUGGUCUUUAGUUGGGAAGGAGUGCCAGUUCACAAGAGAAAGAAGUUCAUGAGUCGGAAUAAACAUUUGGAUAAAGUACAUGUAGUACUUGGAAAUAAAACCUGUAAUUUGGAUUCACUUAUUUCAGCUUUAACAUAUGCCUAUUAUCUUGAAAAGGUCAGUCCACCUAAUAUUCUGUGCUUGCCUGUACUGAACAUACCAAGAAGAGAAUUCUGCUACUACACAGAAACGAGGUUUAUUUUGGAGGAACUGAAUCUCCCAGAGUCUCUCCAUACCUUCUGUGAUGAAAUCAAUUUGUAUCAGCUGAACAAUGAAGGGAAAUUGUCUCUUACACUUGUGAACAGCAGUGCACUAACAAGUGAAGAUAGAAAUUUGGAACCAGCUGUUGUCAGAGUCAUCAACCCUGAAGAGCGAUGUGAUGGCAACCUGGAGACCUCGGCGUCCUCUUCCUCUCUGGUAGCAAAGGAGAUUCUCCAAGAGGCACCAGAGUUAAUCACUCGGCAACUGGCUCAUCUUCUCAGAGGGAGCAUCCUCUCUUUAGCCAUGGAUCCUGAACAAAUUACUGGAGAACAGGAAGAAGUGCUUUCAAAGUUAGAGGAGAAAUUCCCAGAGCUGCUGCCUCGAGAGGAUAUUAUCACCGCUCUACAGGAAGUUCAUCUCCAUGCUGAUGGGCUAAGGAUUGAGGAGGCCAUGCUCAAGGAUCUAAAAGAGGUGUCCGAUGGAGAAAUCAAAGUAGCUGUUAGCACUGUGUAUAUGAAUUUGGAGGACUGCCUAUUUCACAGAAACAUGACCGGAGAUCUAAAAGCGUUUGUAGAUAAGUAUGGUUUUGAUGUCCUUGUCAUUUUGGCCAGCUACUUAUCAGAAGAAAGGCAAGAAAAAAGGCAGAUAGCAGUUUAUUCAGAAAACAUGGAGCUGGGAAAUCAGAUUUGUUGUGAAUUAGAAGAAUGUCAGAAUCCUUGCCUAGAACUGGAUCCUCUGGAAUAUGGAUGUGAUCAAUUCCUCAUUUAUCACCAAGAAAAUUCUUCAGCCAAUUGCGAUGAAAUUUUCCUGCUAAUGAAAGACGUUAUCAGCAGGAGACAUCCAGAAAUGGCACCAAACAGUAGAACAUCUUCCACUGAAGCAGUUGCUGGAAGUGCUCCACUUUCCCAAGGAUCUUCUGGUGUUAUGGAGCUGUAUGGCUCUGACAUUGAGCCACAGCCAAAUGUUGUCAACUUUAUAGAGAACCCUCAAGAUCAUAAUGGAUCUGUCCAAGCCCAUGCUGAUGCUAAUGUAGAUCUUGUGAGUCCUGACAGUGGGCUUGCUACUAUUAGAAGCAGCAGAUCUUCUAAGGAGAGCUCAGUUUUUCUUAGUGAUGAUAGCCCAGUAGAAGGAGCAGCAUCUCAUCACAGUUUCCUUUCCGGUUUUGAUUCCUAUAGUCCCAUUCCUGAAGGAGCAGUAGCUGAAGAAGAAAAAUCUGAGCCUAGGAAUGGCAGCAACAAUUUUGAUCUAUUCAACUUCGAUUUAACACCAAUGGCUACAGUUCAGAUGGAUUCUUCUCAUUCUGUGGACUGUUCCCCUCCUGAUGACUUCUCCCAUGACAGUGGUUCAUCAGAAGGACAACCACCAACUGACUCAAAAGUAAUUAAUGAGACAAAUCUAUCAAAAUGUGACAUUACAAAUUAUUCAACUGAUUUACCAAUGACAAGAAAGGAAGAAGAUGACACAAUAAAAUUUAAUGAGUGUAGCCACUGGCAAGAACAUCCUAGUAUGGUAGACCUAGAAAAUGACUCUUCCUCUCACCCUAAAGUGUUGAACAAUGUUGAGAGGAGAACUCCACCAAUCUCUAUGACCAGCCGUGUGGAAUCUCCACCUUUAGAUGAUGGGCCAUCUUUAUUUUGCCCACAAGAUAUAAUUAAAGAAAAUAAUGAAACUGAUCAUGUAAACAGUUCUCAGUCUCGUACAAGAUAUGGGAGCUGGUGGGAUGGGUUUCAAAUAGAUCCCAAAAAUGCUGUUACGUGGAGUUCAACUGAACCAGAAUCUGUAUUUCAGAGUCCUGAUUCAUGGAAAGAAUAUAAAACAAAUCUAUUACUGAAAGAGCAGACUGAUAGAAGAGCUUCAGACUCAGUCUGUAUACAAGAGCAGCAGAAGCGUAUGGAUUUUUCAGGAGCAGGUAUUUGGGAGAACAAGUUUGGUGCUGCCCAAGUUAAGCAGGAUUUGGGAUGCCAACAAAAAGACAAUGACCAACCAAUGGAGGACUUUGCUAGCAUGUGGAAUACCAGCCAACCAGUUCCUGCAAUUCCUGGUCCCUGGGGUAAUACCAAUAGUAAUGGUGGACACAUCAACACAAAUUCACCUAAUGUUUGGGCAGAAAUUGAUCAUGAUGGUUCUGGACAUUCAGAACGUACAUGGAAUGUUCCUCAGGUAGAUUUUGAUCAUAGUUCCCCAAUGAAACUUGAUACAUGGGUUAUGUCCAACUGUUCACCAGAACACUCUGAAUGCAAUGAUUCUGAACAUCUAAACAGUCAAGUAGACCUAGGAUCAAAGAACGAAGGACAAGAUAGUUCAAUAAAAAACAACAGAAUAUAUGAAAAUGCAAAUAAUGAUACGAGUGGUAUGCUGAAGAAUGUUAAAUCGGCUAUGGAACACCAAAGGGAUACUGUACUUAAACCCAAAGAAUUUGAAAAUACCAAUGGAUGGGCCAUGUAUGACACAAACAUUAGAAAAGAGGCACUUGGAAACCUUGUCUCUUGGGAAGACCCCUUCCUGUCAUAUAGAGAAUCAGACUUUAACACCUCAAAUACAUGUGAUGAUUUGAUUGUUUCUCCACCAGAUACAAAUUAUUCAACAUCUGACUCAUAUGUAUCACCAACAGGGGUUGGAGAUGAAAAAGAGAGUGAGGGCAAACAUUAUGAGCCAAUCUUGGAUCAAAUGGUAAACAUAAGCUCAGGUGAACCUGAAACAUACAAUUUUGGAGAUUUGAAAUUACCACAAACAUCAGCUGUAUGUUCCACUGAUUCUGACUAUGGAAGUAGAGGCCCUGGGGAAGCACCACUUAAUAAUAAGAACCAACUGGAAGCAGUACAUUCUAAAACUACUAUUAUGAAAAAUAUUGAUUUACUUGAUUUGAAACAAAAAGGUGCUUCAUAUUUUUCAGAUGACUACUGUGAUAAUGAAAGUAGUCCUUCUUCUGAAGACUGUGGAAUAAUGACGUUUUAUACAGAGAAAAAUAGCCACUCAGCUCUAAAUAAUACCAUAGAUAUUGGAGGGGGAAAUGCUGAAGUAAGUAGUGGUGUCAUCCUUGAGGACAAAAAUGACAUGGAGAGAACAUUUUCAGUCAGUGAUCAAGUAAAAAGAAACAAACAAUCAGAGCAGAACACCAGACUUCUAGAUAAACAGUUGAACCAGUGGGAUGAACAGCUUCAAUACAAUCAACAGACUGGAUUAGAGCACAGUGGCAUCUUUUCUGCCUCAAAGCAAGUAGUCAAGCAAUGUCAAAGAACAGAUGAGGGAAGUGGGCAAGUCACCCUUGAAAAUAUUAGGAAUGAAAUGAUGCAAAAUGACAAUAAACACUUGAUCCUUCCACUCCCUCUCUCAUCUAGUAAUAGUUCAGAGGAAAGCAGGGCAAUUUUUGGCUCUCCCAGGUCACCAGAAAAAACAAGAUGUAGUGACAGUCUAGAAAAUGUAGUAGCAGAGCCAGAGGAAAUAAGCCUACUAUUUUCCAAUGAGACUCAUCCUGUCAAUGAGGAAAAGAAGGGUGGAUCUCUAGAUAGCAAUGCAGAAUAUUUUGCUACAUCUCUCAAAAAAGAAAACAAGCACCCAAUUCAUAGCCUUGACAUGGAUGCUUUCCCAAAAUACAGUUUAAAUGUGUUAUCCCCAUCUGAAAGUUUGGAUAGGGAACUAUCUGCACAGAAGAUCCCUGAGAAGGAGAGUGCAUCCCCAAGUUCCCCUAGAGGAGAAUACCAUCAAGGAAUGCAUUAUCCAGAGUUGGCUGAACAUCAAGAUGUAUGGGAUAAAUUGGAGGAACGUAUCUCUAAGUCAGAGCCAUCAAGUUGUUUGCUACAUGAUGAAUUGCCAAUACCAGUAGGAGAACAUCAGGAACAUCAGGAACUUGAUGAGUCAAUUCCUAACUUGAACAUUCAUAAAUUUGAUUUGGAAACUCCUGAAAAUGUUUCUGGAAUGCUUAGCAGUCACGGAGCAUCUUUAGAGGAUAAAAAUCAAGAGAGAUCAGUGGAAAUUCAAUGGGAUUCAUAUACAGAAUAUACAAUGGAUAAGCCUAGAACAAAUGAUUUGUUGUCAAAUGGUAUGGAUUCUUCGCAUGAUAGUGAAACUUCUGAAAGCGGGGAGUCUGAGAAUAAGCUUUCAAAUGAGAAAUGUAUUGAUAUUAUGCCUCAUCAUGAGUUGUCCCAUAUUCUAGAUGCCUGGAAUGUAUCGAUGGAUGAACAAGCACAGUCUGUUGGAAUAAGCCCGAAGAUAAAUGAAGCACUUGAAGGGUCAGAUACCAUGUAUAAUUUUCCAGAAGAUAUUCCUAUCAAUGACACCUAUUACAAAGAAGACACCACUUGUAGUUGUUCCAUUGACUAUACACACUCAAGUGCAACCACUCCCGAUACAAGUGAUUUUUCUACAAAUGUGCAUAUUUGGGAUAGCUUGCAGGUAGCUAAUAAUCAAAAAGAAAAUGAAGAAUCUUGGGACAUCACAACUGAUGGUGAGGAAGCAUCUGGAAAAGAGUUACCUGAGAAUAAAAGCCAAGAAGAUUCUGAAACAAGCACUGAACACAAAGUGCCGAAAAACUUAGAGCUUUGGAAUGCUCAUGUGGAUGAUGAUACAGUAUCCUCAUUAUCAAGUCCUGGAAUUGAUGUAGAUUCAGAAUAUUUUAAUAUGCAAGAGACAGGAACACAGUCAGCUCUACAUCCUAACAGACUAGAGACUGACACACAAGGGCAAGAAUCUGUUCGGCCUCAUGAAACAAACCUUGCAGUUGAUUCAGAAAGUUCAAGCAUUCAGUCUCAUUUCAAGGAAAAUGUCCAAGUAGUCACAUUAAAUGAAAGUUCAGAAAAUCUUAAUGCCUUUGACACUUCAAUGGAGGAUUAUGUUCAUGAAACGUCUGAAUGUUCAGCACAUUGGGAAACAAUUCAGGAUGAAGCAGAUGACAAUACUCCACAAAUGUCUGAUAUAAAUCAUGAAGAAAACCAUGGCCCAAAGAAUUCAGAUGCUUGGGAUGUAAUAAUGCAAGGUCAUUCUGAAACCACAUUAGAUAAAAAUAAAAAACCCAUAGUGGACAAUCUUAGAUUUCCAGAUGAUUCCUCAGAAUGGUGGAAUUUACCAAGCCAAGAUGAAAGUUCAGUGGAAGGUGCACAAUUUUAUUCUGAUAAUGAUUUAAAAACUAAUGACACAGUCACCAUUACACAUGGUGCAAUGCAAAUGCACACAGAAAAAAAUGAAAAGCAAAAAGAACAAAAUUUUCAUGAUGCUGCUAAGUUUGAAAAUGAGUCUACUCAAGAUAACAGUGAAUGUGAAUGCAGAAAUGGAGCAAACUCGCUGGCUAACAAAGAAGAAGAGUUAGAUCAAGGUACUGUGAAUUUUGAAGAGUGUUAUCCACUGUCACCAUCCUGUGAGGAUGAAGGGGGUGUAAAACAAGAAUCCUCUGUUACUAAUGUUAAAGAUCAAGACACUCUUAGACACCCUGUUCCAGAAGACUGGCAAUCAAACCUAUUGAACGCACUUGCUCAGGUCGAUCCAACACUUGGUCUGCUAAGAGAUAAAAUGAAUGCAGCAUCCAUCAAUCCAAAUGAAGUAAAUGUAAAUCCAUUAGAUAAAAAGGAAACCAGUGAACAAUUUCCAUCUAAUACCGCACUACCUUUAAAACCAAUAAGGAAACCUAGCCCAAGAUGUGAUGAAGUUCCACAGGAAAAUUCAUUUGUUCCAGAUAUAUUACAAAACAACAACCCUAGUGAUUGCCAGGCAUUUACUGUUGAUCCAGAUUUGUGGACUAAUGUUGAACAGCCUUUCAUCUUGAGAACAAAUGGUGAAAAUCCUGAUAUAUUAAGUCACUGUGAUCAAGACAGCAGUUCACAGGCCUCAAGCAGCCCUGAUGUUUGCAAUGAAUAUGAAAACAAGGAAACUUGUGCCCAAUCUUCUGUUCUAACUGAACCUGAAGAAGCUAUUCAGAUGUCUUCCAUGCUGUCAGAAAUAUACAAAGACAUAGACGUAGUCUUUAAUCAGCAGCUGGCAAUUGACAGAGAAGAAUUAUGUGGUGAAAGUCUGUGUCUUGAUUAUGAGACAAGUGUUGGUGAGUCCUACAAAGUAACACUUGCUGGAAAUGAGGAGUUAUCUGAAACUGGAGAGGAAACUAUUAUGCGGGAAUCUGACAUAGCAAAUAAAACUACUACUGAACUAGAGGAUCCGCCAAGUUCCUGUAGUGAAAAUUUGGAAGCAGAACUCAUAAAUCAGGAAAGCAAUGCAUAUGAAAAUAAAACCUUUGAAGAACAGGAAGAUGCAACUUCCUCAGACAAAAUGAAGUCUAUGGAUCCUGCUGUUCCCCUGGUUUCACCUACAGGGAUGGAUGAUCAGCUGGAAGCAUCAGAUAUGCAGAGCAUCAGUAAGAUGUCAGUUGCCACUAAACCGUCUGCCACACUGAAUGAAAGUAAUCCCAUGACAAUCUUAGACAAUCAAUCAGAGAAAAGAGUAGAAAUCAAUGAAAUAUUCAGAAAGAAACAUUCAUUGCAAGCCUCCCUAGAAGAAGAAAAUGAAGAUUUCCUCUAUGGUGCAGAAAGUCAAUAUGCCACUAAUAUUCUACAAGAACCUGAAAAUUUGCAGGAGAAUAAUAGCCCAUGGGUUGUAGGAUCACUCACAGAACAAUCACCACUUGCAUGUACUUCUCCAUUUGAUGUAUCAUUUGGUCAUGAUUACACUCUUCAGAAAGGUGGCGUGAACAAUUCAGAAUGUGGCACUACUGAUAUCAAAGGUGAGGUUCCAGAAUAUUCUCAAGCAGAUCAAGGUUGGGAAUCACUGUUAGUAGAAUCUGACGGGACUCCUGGAUCUUCAUGCACUUUGAAAAAAUUUGAAUAUGAAACAGAUUCAAGUAGUAUUGAAUCACCCACGUGUGUCAAUGAAAUUAAUCAUUCAGAAUCUAUAGCUACUGAUGUCAACAAUGAGGUUGCAGAAUGUUCUCAAGAGGGUCAAGUCUGGGGAUCAUUUCUGUUAGAAUCCAGAGAGACACCUGAAUCACCAUAUGCUUUAAAAGAAUUCAAAUAUGAAACAGAUUCAAGUAAUAUUGAUUUAUCAGGUGCUGGAAGUGCAAGGAAUAUUUCAGAAUCUAAGCCUAGUGAUUCCAAUGGUAAAACUGGGGAAUGUUCUCAAGAAGAUCAAGAUUGGGGAUCUUUAUUGUUAGAACCUGAAGUGACUCCUAAGUUGACUGAUUUUUUGAAAGAAUUUGAAUAUGAAGCAGAAUCAAAUAAUAUUGAUUCACCAGCAGAUGGGGUCAUAAGCAUAGCCAAUGAAUCUAUCUGUUAUACACUUCAUAAUGCGAGUGAAGGGUGCAAGUCCACAGAUAAGUCAGAGAUGAUAAGACCAGAAAGAAAGGAAAAUACAACUAUGAAAGAAGCCGAAGAUCAAUCUUCACUAGAGAUGGAUUAUGUCCUCAUUACUGGCGGAGAAACUGUAUCUUUGAGGAAGGAUAUCUUGGGAACACAAGAAAGUAAUUUCACUUCACAGGAAGCUACAGCAGUAGAACAAACGAAUUCUCUUGAAACCUUUUCAGCAGAAACCUCGGAUACAUUUCAGUCGCUCUCCAUAAUAAAUGAAAGUGAAGGGCAGUCUGCUCUGGAGACUGAAUGGGAAUCUUUCUAUUUGGCAGAGAAAAGUUCUGCUGUUGUGCCUCAAAAACUGGGAGAUGAAAAGAAAUCACCCAGAAGCCCUGCGCAAGAUCAGGAAUGGACUAUGGUGGGCCAAAACGGAGUGAAUGAUAUAUCACCUGAAGAAAACUGUAGCAUAGACACAAUAGAGUCACAAUCUAGACACCCUGUUGAAGAAUUAGAAGGUGUUUUACGCCAGGAAUUGAUCUGUGAGACACAAGAUGAAACUCUGCUAGAGAGAAACUCUCACAAAUCUGGGCAACAAGAGGAUGGGAAAUCACACAAUAGAGGGACAGAUGCUCUUUUAUUGCAAGUUGUUGCUGGUGAAUUGGAUGUCCUUUCAGAACAUCAUUCUGUCAAUGGUAUGGUAACAGAACAAGAAGCAGAAGAGGAGACCCAAUUUGUUGGCAGUGAAAGAGAACUCAGUCCUGUAACAGGAUUGAUAUCGGAGGAUGUUGGAAUGGAUAUCCCUUCUAAUGAGACUAUUCUAGACUCCAGUGCUACAGAGAUGAGACCUGAACCUCCCAAUUCUCUAGAUAUCGACGGUUCCAACCCCAGAAGGAUAAAACUCACAGCUCCGAAUAUCAAUCUCUCUUUGGACCAAAGUGAAGGAUCUGUCCUUUCUGAUGAUAACCUGGACACUCCGGAUGAAAUUGACAUCAAUGUAGAUGACCUGGACACACCAGAUGAAGCAGAUUCUUUUGAAUAUGCUGGGCAUGCUAAUGAGAUAAACUGGGAAGAAGAGCAGCCGGCCAUUAAGGAAGCUUCCCAAGAGGAAUCUGAAGCCAUCCCAGAAUAUACUGCUGAGGAAGAGCGAGAAGACAACCGGUUAUGGAGAACAGUUGUCAUUGGAGAACAGGAGCAGAGGAUCGAUAUGAAAGCCAUUGAGCCUUAUAAAAGGGUCAUUUCUCAUGGAGGAUACUAUGGGGAUGGUCUAAAUGCCAUCAUUGUGUUUGCUGCAUGUUUUCUGCCAGACAGCAGUCGAACUGAUUACAACUAUGUCAUGGAAAACCUUUUCCUAUAUGUAAUAAGUACCUUGGAGCUCAUGGUUGCUGAAGACUAUAUGAUUGUUUACUUGAACGGAGCCACACCAAGGAGAAAGAUGCCAGGACUGGGAUGGAUGAAAAGAUGUUACCAGAUGAUUGACAGGCGGUUAAGGAAGAACUUGAAAUCCUUCAUCAUUGUUCACCCCUCUUGGUUUAUCAGAACAAUUUUAGCAGUGACACGGCCUUUCAUAAGCUCAAAAUUCAGCAGUAAGAUAAAAUAUGUGAGCACUUUGGCAGAGCUCGGUGAAUUAAUUCCAAUGGAAUAUGUAAAUAUCCCUGAAAGUAUUGCCAAGUAUGAAGAAGACAGGUCCUUUCAGAGAAGAGUAAGAGCAAGCUGUCUUUCAAAUGAGCCAGAAAUAACUUCAGUCCAGCAGGAGAUUGACAUGACGUCGAAAGGAAAUUCCUAACUUCCUUGGCAAAGUGGAGAAGAGAAUUUUCAUUUGUUUGGUGUGCCUGGGCCUCGAGGAUGGGGACAAUUUGGGUUUCUCAUUUGAGCACAAUCCUCGAGGAUUACCCCUGUGUACCAGCCUGUUGGUGCAACAAUAGUUCCUGGUAGAUUGCAACCUUUGUUCUCUGAUCACUCAGUGCCAUUCAGAGUUUUUUGAAGUAAUAUAUAUGGCAGCAACGUGCAGAUUUGUGCAUUACCUUCAGAAGUGUUACCUGCAAUAUGCAUUUUUCCCCAGUUCUGAAUUUUGCCAUCAGUGUGCCUCAUCCGUGAUUCUGUACGUUUGAUUUAUUGUUGCAUUUUGGCUUCAGCGUAUUAACAUAUCUGUGCCAAGUUACGUUAGAAAUGUUAGUUUCCCUAUAACAAGGCCCCAGUCCAGUGUAUUGGGCUCAAUGGGCUCAAUGAGGCACACAGAAUUCUGUGCAAGGAGAUACUCAGAUUGCUCCCUUCCUUGCUUUAUGAAAGUACAAACACACAUUGCUUCUUAGAAGAAUUUGCGGAACUUGAGCUCACAUGGAGCAUUACAAGUGCUUCAGAGACUUCCGUGAUCUUGCCACCAUUAACUAUAAUUCCACUCCUUUGUUCACAAAAAAUUCUUAGUGCUUUUCUUUCUUUCACUAUAUCUCAAUAGCAGGCACUAUGCAGGACUACAGUAUUCUUGAUCACAAUAGUGCCAUGAAUAACAGGGAUGGAAUUUCCCCCACUUAAUUUUAUGUGUUGUUAAGGAAACAGGAAGUCCCCAGAGAAGGUAAUGCUUGCAGAAGCAAAGGAUAUUCCUUGCCUGAAUGAGAACAUGUAUGGACCUCAGUGAGAUUCCAGACUGAAAUGAUGGCAACAUAUGCUGAGGUCAUCAGAUAGUAUGCUGAGAUAUCAGCCUCAAAGAGAAAAUAAAGGUUCUCUUUUAAUUUGAUUGCUGUACCAGUUGUCACCACUAACAAAGUACCAAAUUCAAAACUUCAUGCUAACUAAAGUACUGCACAGUAACAAACACCCCUCUGUUGAGAAGAAAAACCCUAGCACUUCUAAAACACACUAGUUUAUUUUCAAAUGGUGGUGGCCAAUUAAUUAAUUUGCCAGGUUGAAAAUAGAAUGCUGAGUUGUGUGGGUCUUAUUUAAUCAAAAAGUGGAUGCUAUUAGACAUAACAUGUUCAUAGUAGCUCUUUGUAAUAAAUUUAGUCACUAGUUAUUGUCAUCUUACUCCAGAAAUAUAACUUCAAAUAGAUAAAUCAAUAUCCUGUAUUACUAACCAUCAUUUGUCAUUAGUCAUCUGUAGUUGUUAUGACAGGCAGGUAGUGGUUGCCAUUAUCUCCAUUCACAUAUACUUCACAUUCACCUUGAAUAAUACCUUGUCUUCCCCCCCCCAAAUAAUAUUUAUUGAUUUUCAUAUAUUACAAAUUACAAAAAUUCACAAAAACACACAAAAAACAAGAAUUAAAACAUGAAAAAGGAAAACAUAUCAAUUCUAACAUUUUAAUUAACAUUGUAGACUUUCUCGAUUCCCCUGGCACUGGGUCCAUUUUUAACUCCAAAUUAAGCAAUUUUCAUUUAUUAUCUUAAAUCAUUCUAACACAUUUUUUUCAUUAUCUCACAACUAUUUCUUUUCUUAAAAGCUUCAACUAUCUUCCACCCAUAAUUCAUCUUAGUCCAAAUCUAAAUUUAUUUCCCCAUCCAUCUAUCCUCUAUUUCUUCCCUUAGCCUCAAAUUUAUACCCAAAAAUUUUCCAUACAUUCAAAUAUUAUUUCUUUUAUCAUAAUAACAUUUAAACACUUAAAUCUAAUUCAGCCCCCCCCCCUGGACUCAGGGUCUCCCAGAUGAAUCAGCCAGUUCCAUAGGUCAUUCCAAUUUUGGGCCAUCUUGAUCAGUAAAAAAAAUAUCCAUUAUUACUCCUCACCCCACUCCUGCUCUUUCACCAUCUAUCCACCAAUCUCCCUUCUUCGUCCCCUGCUGCCUCCCCAAUUUCCUAGCUGUUGCACCACAGCUUUUUAGCCCUGUCUCAAUUUUGGUUCCCCUUAAGUUCUGGCCCCAGCAUGGAUCCUGUCCUCCCUCUCUCACUGUGAGCGCAUUAUUCCAUGCUAGUUCUUCUUUGAAGGUUCUUUGAAUCAAGCAUGAGUCCUGUUCCCCCCCCCUCUCACUGAGGGAACAAUGUUCCAUGCAGCUUUUUCAUCAUCUUUAAAUUCUAUUACUUUGUCCAUGGCUGAUGAUUGUUCAUCUUGCUUCAUACUUUGUUGGGAUUAGUCCUUUUUCACUUUCCGCACAGUUCUGUUUUAUUUUGUCAAUCUGUACAGCAUUCUGAUACAGUUCACUUUUAAAAUCCAAAAGCAAUUCCAAAAGUUCCUUUUGAAAGUCAAUAAAGUCAGAUGAUGAUGUGUCUACUGACAUCCUGGUCGUCUCCAAUUUCGUGGGAACAGCACAGAUUACAGCACGAAAUGGCGCAGUUCGUAUUUCCAAACUUCAAAAACAGAAAUUAUGCCCGAUCUGGUUACAAACUCUCAUUUUAAAUUCUUCUUCAUAUCUUAAAAUUCAUAUAUCCAUUAAUGAAAAGAGCAUAUGUCAAACUUCUUAUUCACAACCUUAUAUUUUACGCUCUCUUCAAUGUUGACAGUUUUCAGCCUCAAAGAGUGAUGUCAUAAUGGCGGCUUGCUGAUCCCUCCAGGGACCUGACUCCAGCUUCCAGGGGGACUUUCCCCAGACCAAAUUAAAGAACCUUUACAGGGAUUUUGCAAAGUUCAACCUUUCUCCCCUUUACCCUGCCUUAGGGGAAAAGUUUUAAGUCCGAUUUUUGGUAAUUAAAAACUUCCUGUCAGCUUCCCGGCUUUGGGCAAGUUAACUGCAUCUCAAUUCGCUCAAUGAGGGAAAUCAACUUCCUUUUUUAAUCUCCUCCCGUGUCUAAAUCUUUUCAAUUAAAAUUUUAAAAAGCCUUUUCCUUUACUCACGGUGUCCAAUGUUUUCAAAUCCUUUGAAUCUGGAAAAAUCCACCACUCCACAGGCUGCCGGCUCGGAGCUUCAUGUUGCAAGGGUAGCAGAUUAGCUCAAGGCACCAUGUCUCCACUCUGCUUGCUCUCGGCUCCCUUAAUAGGGCUUACCGGGGAGCGGAGGAGACAGGGGAGCUGAGUCCCCACGUCUCCAGAAUGCUUGAUCUGGAGCUCUUUUGGGGGUCCGUGGCGCUCACAUGGCUCCCCCUCCCUCACAGCGCUAGGGAAUCUCAAAGCUCAAGAUUCUCCUGCCGGUCAGCAAUGGCGGUAGACCCAAAGUCCAAAUAAUACCUUGUCUUAUAGGGAAGGGACCAGUCUGCUAUCCAACAUGCAAGGGGAUGGGUGGCAGAAAGAGGGAAGCUGGGACCUUCUGCAGUCCAUCAUCAAAGCCAUCACUGUUGGCAAGGGAGGUUUCCCCACCAUUUUAAAAUAAUUCCAAACCAUUUCCCUCAUAUGAAGAGUGGCAGCAAGCAAAGAGGUUAACCAAGGGACACUAAAUCUUCCUGUCUUUGGUGAGUUGUGUUUUUGGAGUGUGUGUAAAACUUUGUACCCCUUCAGUUGUAUCUGCAGACCAUUUAUUCCCCCCCCCCCAUAGAAUUCAGUGGGCGCCACUGAAAAUUGAAUCAGCCCAUAUUUUCAUGACUGCACCCCGUUUCUCUUUCAAUUUCUGCCACUAGAGUGUGUGAUGGAGAUUGAACAUUGGGAAUCCACUUACAUAUAUACUGGUUUUGGAUCCAAAGGUUUGCAUUCUCCAAUAGAAGGAGCCUUCUGCCAAUCCAAUAGAAAGAGUCUUCUUCUAAUGGAGUAAGCUCCAUCCAUCAGAGGAAGAAAACCUUCAGAUCCAACACAAUAAGUUGGAUUGUUUAAAAGGAUUGAAAUAGGCUCUGUCAACAGAAAGAAAUGAAGGAAAUAAGAAAGCUCUGUAGUUAAAUGUCAGGGAACAAAUAAUAUUUUGCUGUGUAUCUGAGGUUCCUUGUUUGACAUCAGUUUAUAUGCUGCCUGUGAUUCUUCCUUAAUCUAAGCUUGAAGUUCCAAGAACAACACAUGCCCUGUGUGGUGCCAGCCCCAUAAAGUGCUGAGCACUGAUUCUUAUACAAGAGUGGAACCCAGCUUAGCACCUGACAUUUUAUGUCAUCCUGUAGAAUGAUAAUUUGAAAACUGGAUUGUUCUUCAAAAGAAAUUCUACUUCGGAUGCCAUGGUUUAACAGACAGAGGUUUGAGUUACCUUCCAGGUGCUGAGAGUGUUCCCUGUCUGAAAUUUUCAAUGCCUCCCAUGCCAUGAACUCGUAUUCUUCACAGACAUUAGGACUAUGCAAUACAUAGUCUAUAUUAUAGACUAUACAAGAGUGAUGGAGAAUAUUGGUCUUUUCCCCUACUACUUUGUAGUAGGAAGCAAGCAUUUUGAAGGUUAUGUUAACGUGCAAUUUUGCCAUGGGGUUCCUUUAUAAGGUCCUUUUUACUAUGAAGAUAUUAAUAGGAAAAUGAACCUUGUGGUGACUCUUCUACCUCAGAAACAGUCAUAUGAAAUAUCUUCCAAUUGUGAAGAACAUUUUCCCUGUUUCCUGUUUAGCCUCAGUUUUGAAAACUCAUAGAAUUAAUCAAAGUGAUAUAGGUUCUUAUAUCUAGAAGUUAAUUCAGAACGGAUGAUGGUCAUAUGAGACAAUGAUAACAGUGCAGGUUUCCCUCCACCAACACGUUUAAUAGAUGCUGUACUUAUUCUUCUCAAUCAGUCACUUGCUGUGCUAAUGAACACAUGGAGACUGUCUGCAGAGGGACUAAGCCUGCCUAAGCCUGCCUUGUAGAAUUUUAAGCAUAACCUUGCUAGCAUGUGAAAUGAGUGCAAUUAUGUGGUAGUUGGAGCAUUCUUUGGCACUGCCCUUCUUUGGAAUUGGGAUGUAGACUGAUCUUCUCCAAUCCUCUGGCCAUUGCUGAGUUUUCCAAACUUGCUGGCAUAUUGGGUGUAGCACCUUAACAGCAUCAUCUUUUAAAAUUUUAAAUAGUUCAGCUGGAAUAUCAUCACUUCCACUGGCCUUGCUAUUAGCAGUGCUUUCUAAGGCCCAUUUGACUUCACUCUCCAAGAUGUCUGGCUCAAGGUCAGCAACCACACUAUCUGGGGUGUACGAGACCUCCAUAUCUUUCUGGUAUAAUCCUCUGUGUAUUCUUGCCACCUCUUCUUGAUGUCUUCUGCUUCUGUUAGGUCCUAACCACUUUUGUCCUUUAUUAUGGUAAUCUUUGUACGAAAUGUUCCUUUCAUAUCUCCAAUUUUCUUGAACAGAUCUCUGGUUUUCCCCAUUCUAUUGUUUUCCUCUAUUUCUUUAAAUUGCUCGUUUAAGAAGGCCCUCUUGUCUCUCCUUGCUAUUUUUUGGAAAUCUGCAUUCAGCUUCCUGUAUCUUUCCCUAUCUCCCUUGCAUUUUGCUUGCCUCCUCUCCCCCACUAUUUGUAAGGCCUCGUUGGACAGCCAUUUUGCUUUCUUGCAUUUCCUUUUCCUUGGGAUGGUUUUCGUUGCUGCCUCCUGUAUAAUGCUACGAGCCUCCAUCCAUAGUUCUUCAGGCACUCUGUCCACCAAAUCUAAAUCCUUAAACCUGUUCCUCACUUUCACUGUGUAUUCAUAAGGGAUUUGAUUUAGAUUGUAUCUUACCGGCCCAGUGGUUUUUCCUACUUUCUUCAGUUUAAGCUUGAAUUUUGCUAUAAGAAGCUGAUGAUCUGAGUUACAGUCAGCUCCAGGUCUUGUUUUUGCUGACUGUAUAGAGCUUCUCCAUCUUUGGCUGCAGAGAAUAUAAUCAAUCUGAUUUCGAUGCUGCCCAUUUGGUGAUAGGUUCCCAUAAAUGUGCCCCCAUUUUAUCACCAAAUGGGGGCACAUUUAUGGGAACCUAUUGGCUAGUGCCAUUGGGGUCACUGGUGAUGAACAUGCCCCCCCAUUCUCUCCAUACAAUUUUGUGAUAUUUUAAAUAUAUGGAGCAUAUUACAAAAAAUAUCAGAAUACCUUGCUGGAUCAUAUCAAAGGCCCGCCUAUUUUAGCAUCCUAUUUUUACAGCGACUAACUGGAUGCCUCUUCCGUGAAGCCUUCUACAAGCAGGAGUGUAACUACACUUUCCUGUUCUGCAGCAACCAGUUUUCAGAGGUAGCACAAAUUGUUAUAGCUUGUAGCCAUUACAGAUAGACCUAUCCCUCAUGAAUUUGUCAAAACCCCUUUUAAUACCAUCCAAAGUGUAAGCCAUUACUAUGUCUUGUGACAGCAAAUUCCAUACAUUUAACUAUGUGCCAUAUGAACAAGUACAUCCUUUUGUCUGCCUUGGAUCUUCCAGCAUUCUGCUUUGUUGGAUGACCCUGGCUCUUGCAAGAGAGGAAGAAAAUUGUCCACCUUAUCCACACCAGGCAUCAUUUUAUACACAUUUAUCAUGUCCUUCCCCCCUUGCAUUUUUAAAAGAAAUAAAGAGCUCCAAAUGCUCCAAUCAUUCCUCAUAAUGGGUAUUGUUCCACCUCUCUGGUUAUUUUUGCUUUUCCAGCUCUGCAAUGUCCUUUUUGAUGUGUACUAACCAGAACUGAACACAGUAGUCCAAAUGUAGUUGUACCAAAUAGCCAAAAUUAAGGAGUUCAAAGACCCUAAGAAUGGUUUAAGCAUAUGCUUUAACUUGGUUAAGAUAGUUGGACUUUCAAAUACUUCACUUUGGCUGGAUCAUGUCUUUUACUUAAAAAAAACUUUUGUAGAGGCUAUCCACCUUUUCACCUGAAGGAUCUACUACCUUCCCUGUAUAAUGUCAGGAAUGGGGUAUUUCGCCACUAGCCCCAGGCUGGGGCUAGAGUUAUGGCUACUAAUACGAAUGCUAGUAAGAACAGUAUGGAUUUCUCCUGUUAUCUGGAACGGCCCUAAUGCACUAUUUAUUUUGUUCAACUCUGCUAACAAAAUUGUUUAGAUUAAGCAAUAUAAUAUGUAAUAUCAGUAUAUGUACAAUAUGUAUGUAUGAAUCAGAAAUAAAGAGCUUACAAUCCAGUAGCAAUAAUGUAUGUUCUUGACGAAGAUGACAGAUGUUUGAAGCAGAAGCCAUGUACCAGGGAUGGGGAAUGUGCAGCCAUCCAAAGGUCACAGGACAACACUCAGAGUCCUCACUGCUGGGCCACACUGGUUUUGGCUGACGGGAGUUGAAGUCCCAACAACCUUUAGAAGUCCAUCUGGCCCACACACUUUUACCCUAUUCCUGAUGCAGAAUUUCAAUUCUGAUGAAGACAUGUCAGCUUGUCCGAUAGAACAUUCCUCCCUGCACCCCCAGCAGUUUACGGGGUUCUCCAGACACACACACCCCAAGCCAUUUUGGGGAGGAGGGAGGAGAGGGGGGAAAGUCCUGUUGUGCUGGUAACUUUAGCAUACCUAUGUACAGUUGAAUCUGGGCUGCAAUAAAGAUUGGGGAGGGUGGCUAAAGGGAGCCCAUAGGGAAAAAGCUUUGCAUACAUGGAUGGGGCAGGCUUAACAGACAUUCUAACAGAAGUGGUUUGGACACUCAUUCAGUGCAUUUUGAGGCAUUCAUUUUCAGAACAGAUGGCAUUUCAAAAACUUUUUCCAGUUGGAACUUCUGCUUCUUUUCACCCAGACAAAACUUGCCAGUAUUUCCUGAAGCUUUAUGUGUUAAAGGGUGUUAUAGAAAAUUCUGGGCGCAAGGCUGCUCAGCCACCCAGCUGGUCAGGCAAGAGCCCGUGGAAGGAGUCCAGCCAGCAACCGGAGCAAAAUAGCAAGUUUUCUUGUGCAACAGGUUCGAGCCAAGACUGAACAGCGGGAGCAGGGUUGCAAGAACUUUUAAAACUCCCCACCUAAAUCCCAGAAUACAUUUCCAAAGCAUCAUUCCUACAUCAUAGUUACAUAGCUACCAGUAAAUGUCAGAAAAGGGGAGGUACAUACAAUAUUAACAUAAGGGUAAUGGUUCAGGGGAAAAGUAAAUGUGUGAUACCGUAAGUACCUGGAGGAACUUCUUGAGUAUCCUCCGGAAAAGAACAAUGAGGUCCUGGCUUUGCACCGUCUGUCACCUGGGUGGGUCUGGUGAUGGGACGAGGCUUGGCCAACAAUCAGCUCAGCAAAGUGCCUCUGGGCACUUCCUGGAGUCCCUUUUCAAAGGGCAAAAUAGUGUUGGAAUGGAGGAAACUGGAGUUGAUUUUAUAUGAUUUUUAAAACUAGGUAACUUCCCUGAGCUGUCAAGUCGAAAGGAUACAUUUAUGCAUAAUAUUUAUAACAUUUAACCACUUUAAAGAUGUGCUCCCCCAUGAUUUCGAUAACAAGGAAAGCCAUAGGCACCCUGAAAGAAGAUGAUCACAUAAAAGCAGCACCCAGCAGUAUUUUUAUGGGGUCUCUUUCAUUCCAAACUUUCAAACACAUGACUUGACUCAAUAAUGUGGAAAGUCUGUAUCUCAAGUCUCCAAGGGAGAUAAUGCAACUUGUGGGUCUCAUUCCUGGUCUUCCUCAAGAACAGGCACGUUUAUACAAUGUCUACCAAAUUUCAUC
This is a messenger RNA of Zootoca vivipara (common lizard), 28311 nucleotides long. The record is from RefSeq and is a predicted model, not a curated record. Lineage: Eukaryota; Metazoa; Chordata; Lepidosauria; Squamata; Lacertidae.